UGGCCAAGAAAAAUGACUUUCACGCUUACUAACUAUUCUAUUUGCAUUCUCACUUUACGGUAGAAUUGAAAUGCACGGGAUGUAUGUUGGAGGGUCAUGAAUCUAUAGGAUCAUCGGAGGAUCCCUAAAGUGAGGAUACAUUUGAUKUUUACGACCGUUGGAAAUCGAGGCACCAUGGACUUAGGGUUGUGUCUGAGGGUGCUGAUACUGGCUGCUCUCACAGUUCCCAUCUUAGCAGCUCAACAUGCUCCGGAGACAUUCACCUUAACUGUCCCUGAUGGUCCAACCUCGACCUUGUCUGGCUCCUCUGUCUCUCUACUCUGUCAAGUUUCACCUCUCUUCAAUGUUGAGCCAUUGGAGGUGCGCUGGUAUCGUUCCAGUAACUAUCACAGUCCUGCCUUGUUGUACAAAGAUCACAAGAUCCAGGAGGCCCCUGUGGACCCCCGUUACAGGGGCAGGGUGUCUCUAACUGGGGGGAUGGAGAGGGGGAACGUGUCCUUGACACUGGAGAGGGUCACACUGGAAGACAGGGGGGAGUAUGUGUGCCAAGUCAMCAGUGAACAGUGGUAUGAAAAGGCCAGUGUCUUCCUCACAGUGAAUGUAACAGGUAGUGAACCAGUUCUCUCUGUAGCUGAAGCAAGAGGAGGAGGAGGCCAGCUGACGUUACAUGUUCAUCAGCGGGCUGGUCACCACAACCUAAACUCACCUGGAGAAAACAAGAUGGGGCAGAGAUCAGAAAUGGACAAGAAGUACUCAACUCUUCUGAUCCCCAGGGAUUGGUGAGUGUCAGUAGUUGGCUGCUGUAUGCUCCCUCAUACUCSGAUUGGCUCGCCUGUACAGUCUCUCUGUCUGAG
This is a messenger RNA of Salvelinus sp. IW2-2015, 854 nucleotides long. RefSeq names its product butyrophilin subfamily 1 member A1-like. Lineage: Eukaryota; Metazoa; Chordata; Actinopteri; Salmoniformes; Salmonidae. Gene Ontology annotation, biological process: regulation of cytokine production; T cell receptor signaling pathway. Gene Ontology annotation, molecular function: signaling receptor binding. Gene Ontology annotation, cellular component: external side of plasma membrane. The record is from RefSeq and is a predicted model, not a curated record.